Molecule: messenger RNA, 5021 nt
Organism: Equus caballus (horse)
Lineage: Eukaryota; Metazoa; Chordata; Mammalia; Perissodactyla; Equidae
Product: zinc finger protein 17-like
Biological process (GO): regulation of transcription by RNA polymerase II
Cellular component (GO): nucleus
Molecular function (GO): DNA-binding transcription factor activity, RNA polymerase II-specific; RNA polymerase II cis-regulatory region sequence-specific DNA binding
Source: RefSeq, a predicted model, not a curated record
AUGGAGAUGUCGGAAGAUGGAGACAUCACAUGGGUAGAUGGAUAUAAAAGUCUGGAGUCAGGAGGAGGUGGCUGGUCUGGAGCUUUCAAAAGGACUAAACAGACCCUCAAGACUACUCCCUCUGGAACAAAGCAAAGGUCAACCAGGUUAGUGGAACAGCUGGGUCCCAGAUCAGGACACUGCUGUCUUACCUCCAGCCCUCAGAGCAAGACGGAUGAUCGAUCCACUGUGCCGUCAAGGGCUACCUGCAAGCUCCCUUCAGAGGAUUAUGAUGCAGAGUGGAGCAUAGACUAUGGGGGUGCAGUGAGAGUGAGGGUGACCUGUGAGGAAGUUACUGCCCCAGAGGAGGUGAGUGCUGGUGGUGGCUGGACAAGAUUGGUGGCUGUGCAGGGCCGUGUGGUCUUUGAGGACGUGGCCAUAUAUUUCUCCCAGGAGGAGUGGGACCUCCUUGAUGAGGCUCAGAGACGCCUGUACUGUCAUGUGAUGCUGGAGAACUUUGCACUUUUGUCAUCCAUAGGUGAGGCCCUCACAUCCGCUACAGUGUCCUGGGCUGGCGCUCAGGAUGAAGAGGCACCUUCAGAGCAAGGUGUUUCUGUAGGAGUGUCACAGGUCAGGACUCCAAAGCCAGGUCCAUCCAUCCAGAAUGCCCAUUCUUGUGAGAUGUGUGGCACACUCUUGAAAGAUAUUUUGUGCCUGGCUGAGCACAAUGGAACACACCCCAAGCAAGAGAUGUACACAUAUGUGGCAAAUCUUUCCCAGUACCAAAUGGAGCAGAGUAGAAGGAAACUGCCCAGAGGGGAUGAGAGGAGGCCUUCAUUUGUAAAGAACUGCAGCGUUCACUUGACAGAGAAGACCUUCACGUGCAGUGAAGGUGGGAAGGACUUUCCAGCCGGCACAGGCCUUCUCCAGCCCCCGCUCCCUCACAGUGAGAGGAAGCCACACAAGGAUACUGAGGGCAGGGAGACCUUUGAACAUGGACAAAAUGGUUACAAGUGUGGCAAAUGUGGGAAAGCCUUUAGCCACAAACAUAUACUUAUUGAACACCAGAAAAUCCACACUGGAGAAAGGCCUUAUGCCUACAGCAAAUGUGGGAAGACCUUUAUUAUAAGGUUCCACCUGCUUCAUCACCAGAAAAGCCACAAUAAAAUAAGGCUUUAUGAGCACCUUGAACGUGGAGGAUUCUUUACACAAAUGUCUGGCCUUAUUGAAAACCAGAGAAUUCACACUAGGCCAGUGCCUUAUGAGUGCAACCAGUGUGGAAAAGGCAUUAAUGACAGCUCCACACUCAUUAUUGAUCAGAGAGUUCAUACUGGAGAAAAUCCAUGUAAAUGCAGCGAAUGUGCGAAAUUCUUUAGGUACAGCCCCACGCUUGAGAGACAUCAGAAAACUCACAUUGGAGAAAGGCCUUAUGAGUGCAGCAUAUGAGGUAGACUCUUUAGCCAAAACUCCCACCUCAUUCAGCACCAAAAGGUUCACACCAGAGAAAGAACUUAUGAAUGUAGUGAAUGUGGAAAAUUCUUUAUGAACAGGUCCACGCUCAUUAUUCAUCAGAGAGUUCACACUGGGGGCAAGCCUUAUGAAUGCAGUGAAUGUGGGAAAGUCUUUAGAUACAACUCCAGCCUUAGUAAACAUCAAAGAAUUCACACUGGGGAAAAGCCAUAUAAAUACAGCGAAUGUGGGAAAUUCUUUAGGUACAGCUUCACACUCAAAAGAUAUCAGAGAGUUCACACUGGAGAAAGGUCAUGUGAGUGCAGUGUAUGUGGGAAACGUUUUAUGGACAGCUCCACACUUAUUAUUCAUCAGAGAGUUCACACCAGGGGAAGGUGUUUUGAGUGCAGCAAAUGUGGACAAUCCUUUAGGUAUAGCUCCACACUUGAAAGACAUCAGAAAGCUCAUACUGGAGAAAGGCCUUAUGAGUGCAAUGAAUGUGGGAAACUCUCUAGGUACAACUCAAAUCACAUUAGACAUCGGAAAAAUCAUACUGGAGAAAGGCCUUAUGAGUGCAACGAAUGUGGGAAACUCUUUAGCCAAAACUCCCACCUCAUUUGGCACCAGAAUGUUCACACCAGAGGAAAAACUUAUGAAUGUAGUGAAUGUGGAAAAUUCUUUAUGGACAGGUCCACACUCAUUAUUCAUCAGAGAGUUCAUACUGGAGAAAAGCCUUACGAGUGCAGUGAAUGUGGGAAAGGCUUUAGAUACUACUCCAGCCUCAGUAAACAUUGGCAAAUUCACACUGGGGAAAAGCCUUAUGAGUGCAUCAGCUGUGGGAGAGGCUUUAGCCAAAACUCGCAUCUCAUUAGGCACCAAGAAGUUCACACCAAAGAGAAGUGCAAACUUUUUUUCAAAGAAAACUCUGCUCUGAUUUAGCCCUGGGAAGUACUGUUAUGCAGGGUUUUUUUUAGUUGUAGUAAAAUAUAUGUAACAAAUUUUACAAUCUUAACCAUAUUUAAGUGUAAGGUUUGUUAAAAAAAUCAACUGAGUGAAUUUGAAAAUCUAAUUGGAGUUAUUCAAUGAUUCAUGAAUUGGGCAGCAUCUCAGAUAGCAAACUGAGAGACACGCUGAGGAAUUACAUGAAGUGGGAGGUUUUUAUAGGAAGGAGGUUGGGACAAAGAAAUUAUUAGCAAAAGAAAAUAAGGGGUUAUUUUUGGCCAGGACAUCUUUUUGUGUGUGUGUUCGGGGGACAUGGGACGGGACACACACCACGACAGUGAUGACAGUAUAGGUUUUAUCAUGCAGAUUACCUCUUUUUCCUCUGCGGGUAUAGAGGGGGCCCACUGGACGGAUUACCUCAUUGGAACUCACCAGAAAAUUCCAGACUGGCUGAUUAAGAUUUUACAUCUGAGGAAGGUCAAAAUUGCAAUUAGGUUAGGUAUUAAAUCUAAGUUUGGUAUCAUGGGCUUUAGCACGGUAAUACCAUUUUGGACCUGUGAUUUUCUCUUUAAUAAUUCCCCCCUUUUGAUUAGAUCCAGCUUGACUGAGAGAUGUGAUCCAAAUUUAAGGCAUCAGCACUAGUUUCAGCUACCGCUCUGUAGUUCUCACAGCUUUGUCGAUCUUUGGUGUGGCAUGACGUUUUUGCUUAAUCCCUGUAAUGUGGGUCACUGCCUUAUGUGUGUAGUGAAUGUAGGAAAGCAUUUAUUCUCAAACAUAAACUUGGUGAGCACCGGAGAAUCCACACUGGAGAAAGGCUGUAUGAGUGCAAGGAAUGUGAAAAGGCCUUCAUCAGAAAAUCCCACCUCCCUCAGCAUCACAAAAUCCACACUGGGGAAAAGCCUGAGGAGUGUGGCAAAUGUGGCAAGUCCAUUAGGCACCAAUCCAACCUCAUUAGACAUGAGAGAAUUCACAGUGGAGAAAGGUGAGGACAGUACAUGUGGGGAAUUAAUUAGGUACAACUCCAACCUCAUUCAUCUUCAGAGAAAUUUCACUGGAAAAGAGCAAUUAUGAUUGCAGUGAAGAUGGGAAAAUCUUUAGCUACAGCUCCACACUCAUUAGACAUGAGUUCAUAUUGGAAGAAGUCUUUAUGGUACAAUAAAUGUGGGAAGGCCUUUUUUUAAAAAAAAGUCUCACCUGGUUCAUCACCAGAAAAUCCACACCAAAGACAGGCUUUGUGAGCACCAUGAAUGGGGGAAUUCUUUAUACAAAUAUCUUUCCUUGUUGAACACCAGAGAAUUUACACUAGGCCAGGGCUUUGAGUUGAGCAAAUGUGGCAAGGCCUUUGUUAGAAAGUCUCACCCCGUGGUCACCAGAAAACCCACACUGGAGGAAAGCCUUAUGAGUGCAGCUAACGUGGAGAAUUAUUUCGGUACAAUCCAGCCUCAUUAAACUUUAGAGAAUUCAUGCUGGGUAAGGGUAUCAUGAGUGCAGAGAAUGUUUGAAAUCCCUUAAGUACAGCUCCUGACUUCGACAUCGGAGCGUUCACACUGGCUAAGGCCUUAGGAGUGAGUGCAGGGAAUGUGGGGGUCUUUAGCCGAAACUCCUACCUCAUUCAGCACCAGGGAAAGAACUUGUGAGUACCUGGCAAAUGGAGAAACAUUUCAGCCAAAAAUCUGUUCUAACUUAGCACUGGAAACUACUGUAAUACAGGUUUGGUUUUUUUAAAAAAAUUGUGGUAAAAUACACAUCACAAAAUGUACCCUCUUAACGUUUUCAGUGUACGGUUCACUAAUAUUAAGUCCGUUCUCGUUGUGCAGUGGAUAGCCAUAAUUCUCUUCAUCUUGUAAAACUUCCUUAACAUUCUCCCCCUAACCCUUGCAACCACCAUUCUAUUUUGUGUCUUCAUAAAUUUGACUCCUCUAGGUCCCUCACAGAAGAAUCAAAGUUUUCAUCUUUUUGUGACUGCCUUAUUUCAUAUUGCUAACAUCCUCAAGGUUUAUCCGUGUUGUAGCUUGUGUCUGAAUUUCCUUCCAUUUUAAGGCUGAAUCAUAUUUCCUUGUAUGUUUGUGCCACUUUUUCUUUAUCCAUUCAUCUGCCCGUGAACACUUGGGUUGCUUCUACCUUUUGGCUAUUGUGUUUAGUGCUACUAUGGGCAUGAGUGUACGAGUAUUUCUUUGACAGCUUGCUCUCGAUUCUUUUUGUGUAUAUCCCAAAAUGUGGAAUUGCUGGAUCAUAUGUAUUGCCAUGUGUAACUUUUUUCUUUUGAGGAAGAUUAGCCCUGAGCUAACAUUUGCCACCAAUCCUCCUCUUUUUGCUGAGGAAGAUUGGCCCUGAGCUAACAUCUGUUCCCAUCUUCCUCUACUCUAUGUGUGGGAUGCCUGCCACAGCAUGGCUUGAUAAGCAAUGCAUAGGUUCACGCCUGGCAUGCUAACCAGUGAACACAACACCGCCGAAGUGGAGCACACAAACUUAACUGCUGUGCCUCUGAGCCAGCCCUGCCAUUUUUAAUUUUUUGAGGCACUGUCUUCCAUAAUGGUGGCACCAUUAUACAUUCCACCAGCUGUGCAUGAGGUUUCCGUUUUUUCUUUAUCCUUGCUAACACUUUGGUUUUUUGAUAGUAGCUAUUCUAGGGGUGUAUCUCAUUGUGGUUU